Onychomys torridus (southern grasshopper mouse) is the source of this 4236-nucleotide messenger RNA. RefSeq names its product microtubule associated protein 4 (gene Map4). The record is from RefSeq and is a predicted model, not a curated record. The transcript has 19 exons. Gene Ontology annotation, molecular function: microtubule binding. Lineage: Eukaryota; Metazoa; Chordata; Mammalia; Rodentia; Cricetidae. Gene Ontology annotation, biological process: microtubule cytoskeleton organization; neuron projection development. Bases 397 to 3771 code for a protein of 1124 amino acids. Gene Ontology annotation, cellular component: neuron projection.
GGAGGCGGCCUGAGGCUCGCCCUUCGCUGAGGUCCUCGCGGGCAGGAAGCCGCAGCCUAGACCUCCGACGCGCGCCUCGCCAACCGUCCGUCGCUCGUGCCGCUUCCACGGAGAGGGCGAGGCGCAGGGGCAGGCGUGGAUUGGCUCGCGGCGCUUUGGCCCGCCCCUCGGUGGCGCCCAUUGGUCGAGGCGGCGUCCGCUGGUUGUGGGGACGCCCCGCCUUCGUGCGGGCCUUCAAGAGGGCGACGAGGAAGCGGCCACCUCCCUGCGCCCCGCCCCUCCGGCUUGCUCUGUGGCUCCCGCGGCUCCUCCCGGCUGCUCCCGGCUCCUCUCUGCCCUCUCCCGGCUUCCUGCGGCUCCGGCUUGGGCUUGGCGGCGGAGUGAGGCAGUUGCAGAAUGGCGGACCUCAGUCUUGUAGAUGCAUUGACAGAGCCACCUCCAGAGAUUGAGGGAGAGAUAAAGCGAGACUUCAUUGCCACACUGGAGGCCGAGCCCUAUGAUGACACUGUGGGAGAAACCGUGGAGAAGACUGAGUAUAUUCCUCUCAUGGAUGGUGAUGAGAAAACUGGGAACCCAGAGGCCAAAAAGAAACCGUGCUCAGACACUAGCCAGAUUGAAAGUAUUUCAUCUUCUAAACCAAUGCUUCUAGCCAACGGUGAUCAUGGAAUGGAAGGGAAUAACACUACAGGUGUAUAUGCAGGUGUGGAGGUCAGAGGACAACCUUCAGAAGCAGGGUCUCCUACUGACUUCCUUGAAGAGAAAAUAGCCUACCAGGAAUAUCAGAACAGCCAGAACUGGCCAGAAGAUGCAAGCUUUUGUUUCCAGCCUCAGGGAGUGUUAGGUACUAACCAGACUGAUCCGUUUAAGGUGCACCAUGAUGAUGGCCUGGCAGAUCUGCUCUUUGUUUCCAGAGGAACCACAAAAGCUUCAGCAUUUAUGGAGCAAAAUGAUCCCCUGAAAGACUGUUAUGGUAUGCUUCCCGGUGACUCAUUUGCUCCCAUGGCUGUUAUAUCUCAGGAGUGGUCUGUGGAAGCCUCAAACUCUCCAUACUUAGAAUCCUUUGUUUCUCCAGAAGGUGGUAUAGAAACCCUACAGCCGGCAGCAGAGCGAUCCAAGGAAAUACAAGUGGAAUCAGUAAAAGAGCAGAUGCCAACUAAAGCAUUGGAGAUGAUGGCCGAAGAGAAGACGGCUGAUGUGGUGCCAUCUAGAGAAACAGAGGUAUCUUCAUCCACAGACACAACACCAGGCACAGGACCCGAAGUGGCAUUUGCUAAAGAUACAGAAGAGACCACGAAACCAGAUGUGAUGCUGUCAGAUGUCAUGCAGCCAUCCAAUGAAUCUGAUCUGUUCCUGGCUGAGGACCUGGAACGACAUGUAGGAACAGAGGUGGCCCCUGUUAAGGAUGUCAUAUUGCCGACAGAAGAUGUAUUUUUGACCAAGGAUAUGGCACCUCCUACAGAACCUGAAAUGGUCCCAGGCAAGGAUGUGACACUGCCCAAAGAAACAGAGAUGACAUUUGCAGUAAAAAUGGACUUGGUACCACCUGAGGAUAUAGCACUUCCCAAAGCAGCAGAGCUGGCCCCAGUCAAUGUCAUGGUUUCCUCCUCAGAAAUAGAAGUGGCACUGGAGAAGGAUGCUGCGGAAAUACCUUCAGCUGAGGAGAUGGACUUGUCCUCACAAACAGAGGUGGGCUUGGCAAGGGACUUGGCACUGACCUCAGACACCUUGACAAUCUUGACAAAGGGUGUAACAUUGCCCUUAGAAACAGAGGGAUCUGUGGCCGAGAGCGUGACUCCAUCUCUGGAAACAGAAAUGACCCUGGAUAAGGAUAUGGCUCCACCCCCAGAAGCAAAAUCGGACAUGGUCAGAGAUAGGACUCCACUCCCAGAAUCAGAAGUAUCUCUGGGCAAGGAAGUGGUUAUGCCUUCAGAAACAAAGAUGACUGAGCUCAACAAUUUGACCCCUCUUUCAGAAAAAGAGGUGGCUUCAAUCAAAGACAUUUCUCUGCCUCCAGAAACAGAGGCUUCCCUGGCUGAUGUUCUGCCCUUAGGAACAGAGUUGACCUUGGACAACAACAUGACUCCAGCCAAGGAUGUUGAACUACUCCCGGAAACAGAAAUAGCAGCAGUUCAAAUUACAGACAAGGAAAAUGCACAGACCCAAGAACUAAGUAAAGACUCUCAGUUAGAAUCUGCCCAGCACAAGGGGCAGUCAGCAGUACCUCCUUGCAUGAUUCUACCAGAACCAGUCAAAGCUGCAGACCAAAAGUCUAACUUGCCAGUAGAUGAAGGUACUCUGUUAGAGAACUUAGAGCAGAAGGAAGCCUCUGGCAGUCAGUCUUCUGAACUUUCUUCAGGAAUAGCCAGGCAAGAAGAAGGAAAGGCUGUUGUGGAUGUGGCAGGAAAUGACAUCACUACCCCACCAAACAAGGAGCUACCACCAAGCCCAGAAAAGAAAGCAAAGCCUUUGGCCACCACUCAACCUGCCAAGACUUCAACAUCGAAAGCCAAAACACAGCCCACUUCUCUCCCUAAGCAACCAGCUCCCACCACUUCUGGUGGGUUGAAUAAAAAACCCAUGAGCCUCGCUUCAGGCUCAGUGCCAGCUGCCCCACCCAAACGCCCUGCUGCUGCCACUGCUGCUGCCAGGCCUUCUACCCUACCUGCAAGAGACGUGAAACCAAAGCCAGUUACAGAGGCUAAGAUUUCUGAAAAGCGGACUUCACCUUCAAAGCCUGCAUCUACCCCAACCCUCAGACCUGGACCUAAAACCACCCCAACUGUCCCCAAAGCCACAUCUCCCUCAACUCUUGUUUCCACUGGGCCAAGCAGUAGAAGUCCUUCCACACCUCUGCCUAAGAGGCCCGUCUCUACUAAAACAGAGGGAAAACCCGCUGAUGUCAAAAGGAUGACUGCCAAGUCUGCACCAGCUGACUUGAGUCGCUCAAAGACCACCUCUACCAGUUCUGUGAAGAGAAACACCACUCCCACUGGGGCAGCACCCCCAGGAGGGACGACUUCCGCUCGAGUCAAGCCCACAUCAGUACCUUCCCGGCCUUCUGUGGCUGUUUCUGUGGACAAGAAACCCACCUCGGCUAAGCCUAGUUCCUCUGCUCCCAGGCUGAGCCGCCUGACCACCACUGCCUCUGCCCCUGAUCUGAAGAAUGUUCGCUCCAAGAUUGGCUCUACAGAAAAUAUCAAACACCAGCCUGGAGGAGGCCGGGCCAAAAUAGAGACAAAAACAGAGGCAGCUGCCCCAGCUGGAAAGCCUGGACCUAAUGCAGUCACUAAAGCAGCUGGCUCCAUUGGGAGUGCACAGAGACCGUCUGCUGGGAAAGUCCAGAUAGUCUCCAAAAAAGUGAGCUACAGCCAUAUUCAAUCCAAGUGUGGUUCCAAGGACAAUAUUAAGCAUGUCCCUGGAGGUGGCAAUGUUCAGAUCCAGAAUAAGAAAGUGGACAUCUCCAAGGUAUCCUCAAAGUGUGGGUCCAAAGCUAAUAUCAAGCACAAGCCUGGAGGAGGAGAUGUCAAGAUUGAAAGUCAGAAGUUGAACUUCAAGGAGAAGGCCCAGGCCAAAGUUGGAUCUCUCGAUAACGUGGGCCACCUGCCUGCAGGAGGUGCCGUGAAGAUUGAGACCUACAGGCUGACGUUCCGGGCAAAUGCCAGGGCCCGCACCGACCAUGGGGCUGACAUUGUCUCCCGGCCUCCCCACUUCCCUGGCUGCCCAAGCUUGGGGUCCCGGGCCCUGGGCUCCCUUUCCCGGGCUGUCUAUUAGACUUGUAAGCUCCUGGGUGCUGGGCAGCCCGUUAGGCCUCUGUCCCUCCUGCCUAGCUUGCUCAAGGCAGCAGCCCCAGCUGCCUUCACCUCCUUGCACCCUCUUCUGGCCCAGCUCCAACUUUACCAUCCCACCACUGCACCACUGCUCCAUGGACAGAGUUGGGGGCAGGGGGAGUCUGAUGGGAUCUCUGUGGGAUCUAGGGGUGGGGUGUUGGGAUUCCAAGAAACUGACAAACCCUCUCUUCCCUGGUUCAACCUGGAGGGACUAGUAGACGUGAACUCCAGGUUGUGACCAGCACUGACUGAAUCCCCUGGAACCGAAACCACUGCCUCUCCUCGACCCCGCAGAGGAAGCCACCCUGUAGGUGGUAUCAGGCCCCCUUGCUGCCCUUCUUUGAGUUAAUCAGGGGUCCGUUGCCCUUGUCCUCACUGCUUAUUCCUGAAUAGCUGCUGUCUCACUUUC